AUGUUGCUCAGAACUGUAGAAACUCAAGAUGCUGACAACGCCACUCUAGGAAAGUCAUUCUUGAGGGAGUCGAGGCGGAUGACAGAGGAGCCUCGUCCACUGAACUCUGCCAGUUCUCCUUUCCUGCUGAUCGACCCUGCCGUUCUCCGUACUCUUACGACCUCGAAGAGCACCACAGAUAUUCGCCACUCAUCAGACUACAGUCCCGCACAGAAUGGGACUCAAACCGACCAGGAUGAGACAGAUGAGGAAAACCGGAAGAACGCCAUGAAGGAACUUAUGAAGUCGUGGAUGGAUCGGCUGCAGCUGAUCAGUGUCAUCACUACCUUCUUUGCCGCGACAGAGACGCAGUUACUGGUCAUCACUACGCCGGCUGAGGAUAAUACACCCGAAUCGCGAGUUCGGUCCACCGCAAAUGCGAUUUUAGCUGGCGCUCUUGUGAUCCAUUUGUGUGCAGUGCGCUACCGCCUCAAAGAGGCAGCCAAGGAAGAGAUCAAGAUCGAGACCGGCAUCACGCCUACAUCGUCCAAAUCGGCGCUCAAGACUGGCAUCUGGACGGCGAAUCCACAUCUGGAGGAGAUGGGUCCGUUCCGUCGCGGAGGGCCGCCGACGCGCCUGCUGGAGCACCUGCAUACGUUGUGCAUGUGGCUGGCUCUCGUGGGCUUUGCGCUUGCAUUGGCGGGGGCACUGUGCUACACGUGGGCACGUCUGUCUCGGAGCGCGAGCAUCUUCGCCAGUGUGUGUAUGGCGGUGUCCUGGCUAGCGGCUCUAGGGGCGGUUUUCAUUGCGCUCUGA
This is a messenger RNA of Fomitopsis serialis, 795 nucleotides long. RefSeq lists its product as uncharacterized. Bases 1 to 795 code for a protein of 264 amino acids. The transcript has 4 exons. Lineage: Eukaryota; Fungi; Basidiomycota; Agaricomycetes; Polyporales; Fomitopsidaceae. The record is from RefSeq and is a predicted model, not a curated record.